AUGGGCUUCUUAUUUACUGAAGACUUCAACGGGAAGCUGUACGAGAUCUUAGAGGGAUACUGCGGGAAAGGGCUAACACUGAUGGUUUCUGGAGGCUCUCUGCAGCAAUGUUUAGACGAUCGAAGGUACUCUGACAUGGACACUUCUGGGUGGAAGAUAUUCUAUUCUGAUGAAAGAGCGGACCAGGACUAUCUGAACUACACCUCAUCACUGCCUUUCAUCAGUAGAACUAACGCAGAAAUACACAGGAUACAUACGUCAAGACCGCUGGAUGAGGCUGUUAGAAUGUACUCUGCAGAGCUGGUGGAUAUUGACAUAUGCCUCCUUGGAAUAGGUGGAGACGGGCAUAUAUGCUCCCUGCCUCCUGAGUGCCCUGAACUGAGCUCCAACGACUAUGUAGUAGCUCUGGAGGGAAGCUUUCCUGUGUCUCCAAAGAGAGUAACCAUCACGCCCAGGUUUAUCAACGAGAAGGUUGGGGAGUUGUACUUUGUAGUUCCAGGGAGCAAGAAAAAGGGGGUUUCUGCCCCAGACAGAAGCAUAGUCGAGAAGAUCAAGAAAGACUUUGUUGUGAUCUUGGAGAAGUGA
This is a messenger RNA of Encephalitozoon cuniculi GB-M1, 585 nucleotides long. RefSeq lists its product as uncharacterized. The record is from RefSeq and is marked provisional. Gene Ontology annotation, biological process: carbohydrate metabolic process. The coding region runs from base 1 to 585 and encodes 194 amino acids. NCBI's taxonomy places the organism in Eukaryota, Fungi, Microsporidia, Unikaryonidae. The transcript has a single exon.